Molecule: messenger RNA, 1107 nt
Organism: Aspergillus terreus NIH2624
Lineage: Eukaryota; Fungi; Ascomycota; Eurotiomycetes; Eurotiales; Aspergillaceae
Exons: 2
Coding region: 1-1107 (368 amino acids)
Source: RefSeq, a predicted model, not a curated record
AUGCAUCUCAACGACCUCCCUGUUGCCAUAUUCUUCCUCAUCCUGCGUUUCCUCGUUCGUCUCAGCGCCCCGAACGGCGAUGAACCGCUCUACGUCGAGUUCCAGACCUUCCAGACCAACUGCAAGGAGUCCAACGAGCCGAUCUCCUACCUGCUCGUUCCUCUCAUCUGCGCCAUCCCCAACAGUCUAAUCAACUACACCGUGGGCCACGUCUUCGCAACCAUGCUCAUCCUCGAAGGCGAAGGCACGCCCACCGCGUCCCGCUACAGCGACACCGAGCACCAGAAGGACCACAGCCACGGCUCACGCAUCACCGACAGCCCUCUCAAGACCUUCGCCUUCCUCCGCGCCACCGGCGGCGCCCACAUGUUUUUCCGCGGCCUCAGCAUCAGCAUCCUCUACCACGUCUGCCUGUACCUCUUCACAGCAACACUACACCUCCUCACCGGCCCUUCCAUCUUCGCCGCCGCUCUCAUCGACAUUCUCGCCCGCGUCCUCCUCGCCGAGCUCCACCUAACCUGGACACACGCGACCAUCUGCGCACGAUCCAACACGUUCGUUCCGCUCACACACAACCCACAGCGCUGGUCCGCCCUGCUCAUCCCAACCCUCGUCCGCGCCACCGCAAGGUCAGCCAUGCUGCAUCUCCCCCACGCCGUCAACCGCUCCAGCACCCUCCUCUUCCCGCACCCGUCAGUCAACUCCGCCGCGCACGACGGCCUUGUCCCGCAUCUCUUCGCCUUCGGCGAGGUCGGCACGCUGUUCCAGUGGGUGCUAAUCCGCGUGUUCGUGUUGAUGCCUGCGACGAUCGCGUUGACGCUCGUCGAGGCGCGCUUCUUGGACGACGCGGAGGCGACGAUCCUGCCUGACGCGACGGGGCGGCGCAGAGCCAAGAUGCGCGAUUUCGUUGACGGGAGGAUGCGGUUGGUUCGGAUGGAGGGCGUCGGACAGGGGGUUUAUCGGUUUGUGAGGGGGAAGACGUUUAUCGGGCUGUGUCGGCUGCAUGCGAUCAAGUGUUCGGUUGAGUUUGUGGUGGAGUGUGUCGUUUGGUGGGCGGCGGAUGUGAUGGGGGUGGUUUAUACACCGGAGGCGUUUCAGGCUUCUUAG